Messenger RNA from Pelecanus crispus (Dalmatian pelican), 4152 nucleotides. Lineage: Eukaryota; Metazoa; Chordata; Aves; Pelecaniformes; Pelecanidae. The record is from RefSeq and is a predicted model, not a curated record.
AUGCUGGCACAACACGUUUUGCUGGGACCAAUGGAAUGGUACCUUUGUGGUGAAGAUCCUGCAUUUGGUUUUCCAAAGCUUGAGCAAGCGAACAAACCUUCCCAUCUUUGUGGCCGCGUUUUUAAAGUGGGAGAGCCUACCUAUUCUUGCAGGGACUGUGCGGUUGACCCAACUUGUGUGUUAUGCAUGGAGUGCUUUCUUGGAAGUAUUCAUAGAGAGCACCGAUACAGGAUGACAACAUCAGGUGGGGGAGGUUUCUGUGACUGUGGUGAUACAGAAGCUUGGAAAGAAGGUCCUUACUGUCAAAAGCACGAACUUAACACUUCAGAGACUGCAGAAGAAGAGGAUCCUCUUAUGCAGUUACCAGAAGAUAUGGUAGCAAGAGCUUAUAAUAUUUUUGCCAUCACAUUUAAAUAUGCAGUAGAUAUAUUAACAUGGGAAAAGGAAAAUGAAUUGCCUGGCCUAGAAAUGAUCGAGAAGAGUGACACUUACUACUGCAUGCUGUUUAAUGAUGAAGUCCAUACCUAUGAACAAGUUAUUUAUACUCUUCAGAAGGCUGUCAACUGCACACAGAAGGAAGCUAUUGGUUUUGCAACAACAGUAGAUAGAGAUGGACGUAGGUCUGUUCGAUAUGGAGACUUUCAGUACUGCGAUCAAGCAAAAUCAGUAAUAGUGAGAAACACCAGUCGUCAGACAAAGCCAUUGAAAGUACAAGUUAUGCAUUCAUCUAUUGUUGCCCAUCAGAGCUUUGGUCUGAAGCUCCUAACCUGGCUUGGCAGUGUUAUUGGAUAUUCAGAUGGCCUUCGUCGAAUAUUGUGUCAAGUUGGUUUGCAGGAGGGGCCAGAUGGUGAAAAUUCUUCUCUUGUGGAUAAGCUGAUGCUGUAUGAUUCUAAACUGUGGAAAGGAGCUAGAAAUGUGUAUCACCAGUUAUUCAUGAGCAGUCUACUUAUGGAUUUGAAAUACAAGAAACUUUUUGCUAUCCGCUUUGCAAGAAAUUACCGGCAGUUGCAGAGAGAUUAUAUGGAGGAUGAUCACGAACGGGCAGUAUCGGUGGCUGCUCUGUCUGUCCAACUCUUCACUGUACCUACUCUGAACUAUGAGCGAUUGCAGAGUGAUUUUAUGAAAGAUGACCACGACAGAGAGUUCUCAAUUGCUGACCUCUCGAUACAGAUAUUCACAGUGCCUUCUCUUGCUCGAAUGCUAAUAACGGAAGAAAAUCUCAUGACCACUAUCAUCAAAACUUUUAUGGACCACUUAAGACACCGUGAUAUCCAAGGCAGGUUUCAGUUUGAACGUUACACUGCUCUGCAGGCUUUCAAAUUCAGGCGUGUUCAGAGCCUUAUUUUGGAUCUCAAGUAUGUGUUGAUAAGUAAGCCAACUGAGUGGUCAGAUGACUUGAGGCACAAGUUCCUAGAGGGUUUUGAUGCCUUCUUAGAAUUACUUAAAUGUAUGCAGGGUAUGGAUCCAGUAACUCGUCAAGUAGGACAACACAUAGAAAUGGAACCAGAAUGGGAAGCAGCAUUUACAUUGCAGAUGAAAUUAACACUUGUUAUUUCAAUGAUGCAAGACUGGUGUGCUUUAGAUGAAAAAGUGUUAAUUGAAGCUUACAAGAAAUGCCUGACUGUGGUGAUGCAGUGCCAUAGUGGUUUUACUGAUGGAGAACAGCCUAUUGUUCUCAGUAUGUGUGGACAUUCAGUUGAGACCAUCAGAUACUGUGUUUCUCAGGAAAAAGUUAGCAUUCAUCUCCCAGUUUCUCGUUUACUUGCAGGCUUGCAUGUUUUGCUGAGUAAAACUGAAGUGGCAUACAAGUUUCCAGAGCUGCUACCCCUGAGUGAACUUAGCCCGCCUAUGUUAAUAGAACAUCCUCUCCGAUGUCUAGUCCUAUGUGCCCAAGUGCAUGCUGGGAUGUGGAGAAGAAAUGGGUUCUCUCUUGUUAAUCAGAUUUAUUACUAUCAUAAUGUGAAGUGCAGGAGGGAGAUGUUUGACAAGGACAUAGUAAUGCUUCAGACAGGUGUGUCUAUGAUGGAUCCAAAUCACUUCUUGAUGAUAAUGCUGAGUCGCUUUGAACUUUAUCAGAUAUUUAGUACUCCAGACUAUGGCAAAAGAUUUAGCGCAGAAAAUACUAACAAGGAUGUUGUUCAACAAAAUAACACUCUUAUAGAAGAGAUGCUAUACCUCAUUAUAAUGAUUGUUGGUGAAAGAUUCAGUCCUGGAAUAGGACAGGUAAAUGCAACAGAUGAAAUCAAACGGGAGAUCAUCCAUCAGUUGAGCAUCAGGCCAAUGGCUCACAGUGAAUUGGUAAAGGCAUUACCUGAAGAUGAGAACAGAGAGACAGGAAUGGAAAGUGUGAUUGAAGAAGUGGCCUGUUUCAAGAAACCUGGAUUAACAGGCAGAGGGCUCUAUCAACUAAAACCAGAAUGUGCCAGGAACUUCAAUCUGUAUUUCUAUCACUUUUCAAGGGCAGAGCAAUCAAAGGCAGAGGAAGCACAAAGAAAGCUGAAAAGACGGAACAGAGAAGAUACAGCACUUCCACCCCCAGCUCUUCCUCCUUUCUGCCCACUUUUUGCAAGUCUGGUUAAUAUUCUGCAAUCUGAUGUCAUGCUGUGCAUUAUGGGAACUAUACUGCAGUGGGCAGUAGAACACAAUGGCUAUGCCUGGUCAGAGUCCAUGCUGCAAAGGGUUUUGCAUUUGCUUGGAAUGGCACUGCAAGAAGAAAAACAACAUCUGGAGAAUCUCAGUGAGGAGAGUGUUGUAACAUUUACCUUCACUCAGAAAAUAUCAAGACCUGGAGAGGCACCCAAUAAUUCCCCUAGUAUACUAGCUAUGCUAGAAACACUGCAAAAUGCACCUCAUCUGGAAGUGCAUAAGGACAUGAUCAGAUGGAUAUUGAAGACUUUUAAUACUAUUAAGAAACUAAGAGAAAGCUCUUCAACAAGUCCUGUGGCUGAGACAGAAGGAAAUAUUAUGGAGGAGAGUUCACGUGAUAAAGACAAAGCUGAAAGGAAGCGAAAAGCUGAGAUUGCCAGACUGCGCAGAGAAAAGAUCAUGGCCCAGAUGUCUGAGAUGCAACGGCACUUCAUUAAUGAAAACAAAGAACUAUUUCAGCAAACUUUGGAGGAGCUAGAUACUUCAACCUCUGGAGUACAUGAAAAUAGCCCUGUAAUUUCAGAUGCAAAACUCACAGCCUUGGGACCAGAGCAAACUAGAGUAGCUGAACACAGACAGGUUGUUAUGUGUAUAUUGUGUCAGGAGGAACAAGAAGUUAAAGUGGACAGCAGGGCUAUGGUCUUGGCAGCAUUUAUUCAGCGAUCAACUGUGUUGUCUAAAAAUAGAAACAAAAUUAUUCCAGACCCUGAAAAGUAUGACCCAUUAUUCAUGCACCCAGAUCUGUCAUGUGGAACACACACGGGUAGCUGUGGACAUAUUAUGCAUGCUCAUUGUUGGCAAAGGUAUUUUGAUGCUGUCCAAGCAAAAGAACAACGAAGACAACAAAGAUUUCGAGUACACACAAGUUACGAUGUAGAAAAUGGUGAAUUCCUUUGCCCACUUUGUGAAUGUUUAAGCAACACUGUUAUUCCUCUGCUUCCUCCAUCAAGAGCUUUGUUUAACAGGUUAGACUUUUCAGUCCAACCAAACCUAGCUCAGUGGAUCAAAACAAUAUCCCAGCAAAUAAAAGCACUGUAUUUACUUCGAGACGAAGACUGUGCAAGCAAUUCUGGUAAUUCAGAAAAAAUGCAUCAGCUGCAAUUACCUGAAGGAUUUAGACCAGGUUUCAAACCGAAGAAUCCUUAUUCUGAGAGCAUAAAAGAGAUGUUGACAACUUUUGGUACGGCAACAUACAAAGUAGGCUUGAAGGUUCAUCCAAAUGAAGAAGAUCCACGUGUACCUAUAAUGUGCUGGGGAAGCUGUGCUUACACGAUACAGACUAUAGAACGAAUUUUAGCUGAUGAAGAUAAACCAUUAUUUGGUCAUUUACCUUGUCGACAGGAUGACUGCCUUACAUCAUUAACAAGAUUUGCAGCAGCUCACUGGACAGUUUCAUCUCUUUCGGCAGUACAGGGUCACUUUUGUACUCUCUUAGCAUCACUGGUGCCUAAUGAAAAAAAUGGAAAUCUUCCUUGCAUACUUGAUAUUGACAUGUUUCAUUUAUUG